GUCUCGGAGUCCUUUUUUAAUCUUUUUGGCUGAUCACUUCACCAGACACAACUGUGGGCUGGGCUGUCCGGUACCCAGUAGCUUACGGAAGAUUGGAAGCUGCCGAGCCCCUUCUCGGCACGAAGUUGCCGGUCGGCAACAUAAGAGGCGGCCUGCACGAUGCUUCAGCCCCAUUUCUGUAUGUUCUUUCGGCCUUUCCAACCCUGAUAUUUUGGGUCGCAGUCUUGAGUUAUAACGAUUGCCAAAUUUUCGUCCACCGCACAGGCAGCUACCCAACCAGCGGCCACAUUGACCAUGGGUCAAGUCAAUUCGGAAAACGGAGCCUCGUACUCGAAAACGGAUCUCUCAGCAGGGAGCGGCAGCCAGGGGCCUCGAGCAGAGGCGGCAACUCCUACUGCAACACAGCAAGCUGCCGCUCGACCACCGUCGAUCUCCCAUAACCCCAUGCCGCUGCAGAAUUACUUCGCGACGUGGUACUUUAUCAAUCUUGGGGCGUUGCUGAUCAUAGGCAGCCUUACUGUCAAGUCUUCGUCAAUCACCCCGCCCGGCAAAAUCCAGCUCGUCGUUCCCGCCGCCGUCGCCUUCCUCGCGUCGGGCAUAGGCACCAUCAUCAUGACGUACGACGUCUGGCCUCGGUCAGGCCAUGCACGAAUCCUCGGCAGUGCCACGGGAUUCUGCCUCAUGCUGGCAUACGUGAUAGUGACCCCUGGCUGGGGCGAGGGUGUGGAAGGCGACUUUGCACGCCUGGCAUGCGCACUGAGCGGGUUCCACCUGGGCUUCGUAUUGGAAUCCGUGACUGGCGGCGCCGGACGCAUCUUGAAACUGCUCGAGGGGGCGAGGGAAGAGCCGGAACCGCCGAGGAGCCGUGCUGCAUGGGAUAGGGGUGCCAAACCACAGUCUUUUGUUGGUGCACCGAGCCUCUGAAUGUGCAGAAUGGUCUACGGUAUCAUUCAGCCGAUACCCCCGCUACCGUGCUCGUC
Molecule: messenger RNA, 980 nt
Organism: Colletotrichum destructivum
Lineage: Eukaryota; Fungi; Ascomycota; Sordariomycetes; Glomerellales; Glomerellaceae
Exons: 1
Coding region: 295-924 (209 amino acids)
Source: RefSeq, a predicted model, not a curated record